This is a messenger RNA of Pelodiscus sinensis (Chinese soft-shelled turtle), 3858 nucleotides long. The record is from RefSeq and is a predicted model, not a curated record. NCBI's taxonomy places the organism in Eukaryota, Metazoa, Chordata, Testudines, Trionychidae.
AUGAGACUUGGAUUGUGGGGAAGCAAAGCUUCCAUCAGUAUCCAGCCAAGCAGGUUCUUCAGCUCGCUUAGUGAGCCAAAGCAGGAUUUUGUGACGCAAGCUAAUCCAAGAGGGAAGAACUUACUGACCAGAAUUCAGAAACUCUGUGACCGUGUAGCUUCAUCUACUUUAUUGGAUGAUCGAAGGGAUGCUGUACGUGCUCUUAAAUCAUUAUCAAAGAAAUAUCGCCUGGAAGUGGGGUUUCAGGCUAUGGAACAUCUUAUCCAUGUUCUCCAGACAGACCGUUCAGAUUCAGAAAUAAUUGGCUAUGCUUUGGACACUCUCUACAAUAUAGUAUCGAAUGAUGUAGAAGAGGAGGAGCAAGACGAUUCCGAAGAAGAAAAUUCACAAAAACAGGUUGAUGAUCUGGGAAGGCAAUUUACAGAAAUCUUCAUUAAACAGCAAGAAAAUGUCACUCUCCUGUUGACCUUUCUAGAGGAAUUUGACUUCCAAGUUCGCUGGCCUGGAGUGAAACUUCUGACAUCAUUGUUAAAGCAGCAGGGACCCCAAGUGCAACAGAUCAUUCUUGUCAGUCCUAUGGGUGUGUCGAGGCUCAUGGAUUUACUUGCAGAUUCUAGGGAGGUGAUACGGAAUGAUGGAGUCUUAUUGCUACAGCAGCUGACAAAAAGCAAUGCCGCCAUUCAGAAAAUCGUUGCUUUUGAAAACGCCUUUGAGAGGCUGCUGGAUAUCGUAACAGAUGAGGGGAACAGUGAUGGAGGAAUAGUAGUAGAAGACUGUCUUCUCCUGUUACAAAAUUUGUUAAAGAACAAUAAUUCCAAUCAGAAUUUCUUUAAAGAAGGUUCGUACAUUCAGCGUAUGAAACCUUGGUUUGAAGUUGGAGAUGACAACUCUGGUUGGUCGGCACAGAAAGUAACUAAUCUUCAUCUAAUGUUGCAGCUUGUGCGGGUGCUGGUGUCCCCCACAAACCCACCUGGUGCCACCAGCAAUUGUCAAAAAACCAUGUUUCAUUGUGGGUUAUUACAGCAGCUUUGCACAAACCUGAUGGCAACCGGGGCUCCUGCAACCAUUAACACUGUGUCAGAAGUCAUUCGAGGAUGCCAAAUAAACCAAGACUACUUUGCUUCUGUAAAUGCACCUUCAAAUCCACCGAGACCUGCAAUUGUUGUGCUUCUGAUGUCCAUGGUGAAUGAAAGGCAACCAUUUGUGCUGCGCUGCGCUGUUCUUUACUGUUUCCAGUGUUUCUUAUACAAAAACCAAAAAGGACAAGGGGAAAUUGUUUCAACACUUCUACCGUCAACCAUAGAUGCUACAGGUAAUUCCGUGUCGGCUGGCCAGCUGCUCUGCGGCGGACUCUUUUCCACAGACUCUCUCUCAAACUGGUGUGCCGCAGUGGCCCUGGCCCAUGCUUUAGAAGAAAACGCAACUCUGAAAGAGCAGCUGCUACGAGUUCAGCUUGCAACGAGUAUCGGUAACCCUCCUGUGUCUUUGCUGCAACAGUGCACCAACAUUCUUUCCCAGGGUGAUAAGAUCGACAGACGGGGUAGCAAAGUGCAGACAAGAGUUGGAUUAUUAAUGCUGCUUUGUACCUGGCUAAGCGAUUGUCCAAUUGCCGUCACACAUUUUCUCCACAACCCAGCCAAUAUUCCAUUUCUCACAGGGCAGAUAGCUGAAAAUCUUGGAGAAGAGGAGCAGUUAGUUCAAGGCCUGUGUGCACUUUUGCUGGGCAUUUCCAUUUAUUACAAUGACAAUUCCCUCGAAACUCACAGGAAAGAGAAACUAAAACAACUGAUAGAGAAGAGAAUUGGCAAGGAGAAUUUCAUCGAGAAACUUGGUUUCAUUAGCAAACACGAACUCUAUUCCAGAGCUGCUCAGAAACCACAGCCUUGUUUUUCUAGCCCAGACCACAUGAUGUUUGAUCACGAAUUUACUAAAUUGGUAAAGGAAUUGGAGGGUAUCAUAACUAAGGCUAUUUACAAAUCGAGUGAAGAAGACAAACAGGAAGAGGAGGUGAAGAAGACAUUAGAACAGCAUGACAACAUUGUGACUCACUAUAAGAAAGUCAUUAGAGAGCAGGAUCAGCAGCUUGAAGAGUUAAAGCAGACGGUGAAUACUUUAAAAUCUCAGAACGAACAGCUUCAGACAGCAGUAACGCAGCAAGUGGCACAGAUCCAGCAGCACAAGGACCAGUAUAACCUCCUGAAAGUACAGCUAGGGAAGGACAAUCAGCAUCACAGCUCCCACGGUGACUUGCCCCAGAUGAAUGGCAUCCAACCAGAAGAACUCAGCAAAUUGCGACAGGAGAUAGACGAAUUGAAACGUCAGCACGAAGUGUUGCAAGGGCAGCUGAGAGAGAAGGAUUCAGUGAUUGAAAACUUGACGUCUUUGCAGCCAGAAACAGGAAGAACAGAGCAGUUGUCACAGAUCACUGCAUCUGCUGGAUUGGAGCAUGCUAAUGAACUACAGAGGGAGCUAGAAGCCUUGAGGAUCCAAAUACAGUCACAAGCUACAGACAUCUCUAAACUUCAGGCUGAGAAGCAGGAGCUGCUCCAACAAAUGAAUACAGCGUCAGUCCCUGGACUGGGUGAGAGCGAUGCAGCCAAGAACAGUCAAUUGGAGGGCCGAUUGUUGCAAGAGAUAAAAGAACUGAAGAAUGAAGUGAAAGCUCUGGCUGAGGAGAGAGCCUCGCUCAAACAGAACCUGGACUCAGUCCAAAGCACAGUCGCUGUCUUGCAAGAUGAGAAAAGCAAACUUCUUCUUGAAGUCGCCGAAUCCAAAAAAGAACAGGACGACCUCCUGGUGCUUCUCGCCGAUCAGGAUCAGAAAAUAUUUGCACUGAAGAACAAGCUCAAGGAACUUGGUGAACCGGUGGAAGAUGAGGAUGAUAUUGAAUCUGGAGACCAAGGUGAUGAAGAUGAAGAAGAGGAUGGGGAAGAGGAAGACUAAUAGUGCUUUAGUGUCCCCACAAGAAAUUUAGAAGUUACAUUGUAAUACAAAAUUAAACUAAUUCUGUUGACCUACAAAGUUAAAGCAUCCGCUUAUGGAAGCAAAUGGGGAAAUAAUGUUCUGAUUUUCUGAAGCAAAGUGUUUGGAAACCUUCGUCAUAAGUGAAACAGAAAUCACUGCUAAGUUAAACAAAAGCAUCCCAACUUCUAAUAGUUUAGAAGCUGCUUUAGAUGCCGUUUAAAGCAUGGGGUGACAAUGCUAUGGCCUUAGUUCAUUGUCGUUUACGGAAGUUCUGUGCGUUUGUCUCUCAUUUUAACAUUUGGGGGAACUCUGAGCUGAUUAAAUGCAUCCGUAUUUGGUUGGACAGCUAUGGAAUGGAAUCCUUGCUUCUGCAGCCAGCAUGGAGCCAGUCAGAACUCAGGCGUUCCUUUUCACUACAUGGCUAGGUUGAAGGGGCGGGCCGGGUGAAUCGGGGAUUAUCCACCCCCAUCAGCUUCCAGUUCAACUUUACUAAAACCAAUUGAACCGAACAGUGUCACGUGCCUUGACCCCUGAAAUGGCUGCCCUGCAGUCUGUACCUCAGUGACGAUACCCAAGGAAAUGGCAACAUUAUGCUGAUAACGAGGAGAGAGCUGCAUAGAGACUCGCAACAGGAGAGUAGCAUUUCUAAGCUGAACAUCGCAAUAUUUAAAAAAAAAACAAAGCAAAACACAACUCAUCCUAAAGAUUAAAUGUGCUACCAGGUCAUCAUCAAUGAUUCUGUUGUGUUCUUGAGUAGAGAAGUGAAAAUACAACCUGAUUUAUGUAAUUUAUUGGCUCUUACGCUGAGGAGAUAAGAGAAUAGAUUUUAAAAGAACAAAAUUAAUAAACAAUUCAUAAAUUUCAUGUUUUGGUAAUAAAAAUAGAUAUUAUGUC